Glycine soja is the source of this 2245-nucleotide messenger RNA. RefSeq names its product calcium-dependent protein kinase 2-like. Gene Ontology annotation, molecular function: calcium-dependent protein serine/threonine kinase activity; calmodulin binding; calcium/calmodulin-dependent protein kinase activity. Gene Ontology annotation, cellular component: cytoplasm; nucleus. The transcript is spliced from 8 exons. NCBI's taxonomy places the organism in Eukaryota, Viridiplantae, Streptophyta, Magnoliopsida, Fabales, Fabaceae. Gene Ontology annotation, biological process: intracellular signal transduction; protein autophosphorylation; peptidyl-serine phosphorylation. The record is from RefSeq and is a predicted model, not a curated record. Bases 213 to 1829 code for a protein of 538 amino acids.
GUAAUCAACUAAAACGAAAUUAUUUGCACUACCCUUUCCUUUCCUUUUGUUUGUUUAUAAUAUAAACUCCCACAGAAAAGAUAAUUUUAUUGGAUUCUGAAAUAUUCAGCGUAUUUUACAGUGAGUGUUGUUGGACUUGGACAGUAGCUGCUGCUUUUUCCCUUGUCUCCAGCUACCUCCGUUCCUCGAUCUCAUUCACCAGACAGAACAGAAUGGGUUGUCAAGGUAGCAAGGAGAAAAAAUCAAAGACAGAAUUUACUACUUCCUAUGGAUCAGCAGCCACUGGUAGUGGUGGUGGUACUAGUUACAACACUGUUCAGCCUCCGCCGCCGCCACCACCACCUACUACUACUGCUACUACUACUAAUCAGGUUCAAACAUCAGCAGCACCCAAACCACAAUCAAAAGCUUCUCCUACAGUGCAGCAGAAAGCAGACACGAGGAUUCUGGGGAAACCCUUUGACGACAUAAAAAAAUACUACAGUUUAGGGAAGGAAUUGGGAAGGGGGCAAUUCGGGAUAACGUAUCUGUGCACGGAUAAUGCGAGCGGUGGGACGUACGCGUGCAAGUCGAUACUGAAGAGGAAGCUGGUGUCGAAGGCGGACAGGGAGGACAUGAAGAGGGAGAUUCAGAUCAUGCAGCAUUUGUCGGGGCAACCCAACAUUGUCGAGUUUAAGGGCGCCUACGAGGACAGGUUUUCCGUCCACCUUGUCAUGGAACUCUGCGCCGGCGGGGAGCUCUUCGAUCGUAUCAUCGCCCAGGGUCAUUACUCCGAGAGAGCCGCUUCCUCUCUCUGCCGCUCCAUUGUCAAUGUUGUCCACAUUUGCCACUUCAUGGGUGUCAUGCACCGCGAUCUCAAGCCUGAAAAUUUCUUGCUCUCUAGCAAGGACGACCACGCCACUCUCAAGGCCACUGAUUUUGGUCUCUCUGUCUUCAUUGAACAAGGGAAGGUUUACCAUGAUAUGGUUGGCAGUGCUUACUAUGUUGCUCCUGAGGUAUUGCGUCGUAGUUAUGGAAAGGAAAUAGAUAUUUGGAGUGCAGGCAUCAUAUUGUAUAUUCUUCUGAGUGGUGUACCACCUUUUUGGGCUGAAACUGAAAAGGGAAUAUUUAAUGCCAUAUUGGAAGGUGAAAUUGAUUUUGUAAGUGAACCAUGGCCAUCCAUAUCAGACAGUGCUAAAGACCUAGUCAGGAAGAUGCUGACACAGGAUCCAAACAAGCGGAUUACUUCUUCUCAAGUCCUUGAACACCCAUGGAUGAGAGAAGGUGGAGAUGCAUCUGAUAAACCAAUCGAUAGUGCAGUUCUAUCCAGAAUGAAACAAUUCAGGGCAAUGAAUAAGCUCAAGAAGCUAGCAUUGAAGGUUAUCGCUGAAAAUCUAUCAGAAGAGGAGAUUAAAGGUCUCAAAGCAAUGUUUGCCAACAUGGACACUGACAAUAGUGGCACUAUCACCUAUGAAGAAUUAAAGACUGGCUUGGCUCGAAUCGGAUCAAAACUGUCUGAGGCUGAAGUGAAGCAACUCAUGGAUGCGGCUGAUGUUGACGGAAAUGGGUCGAUUGACUAUCUUGAAUUCAUUUCGGCUACAAUGCAUAGGCACAGACUUGAACGUGAUGAACAUCUUUACAAAGCAUUCCAGUAUUUUGAUAAGGAUAACAGUGGGUAUAUUACAAGAGAUGAAUUGGAGAUUGCUAUGACUCAAAAUGGAAUGGGUGAUGAAGCAACAAUAAAGGAAAUAAUCUCUGAGGUGGAUGCAGAUAAUGAUGGGAGAAUAAACUAUGAGGAAUUCUGUGCAAUGAUGAGAAGUGGAAUGCCACACCAGGGACAGCUUCUUUAAGUUCACUGAAUUAUCUUUAAUAAUUCAUAAUGAAAGCCGAUCGGUUGAGUAGUGACUUAUAAAAAGCAUUAUCUAUCUCCAGGAAUGGGUGACAGGCCACUUCAUGCAUUGGUGAUUUCUUUGCAAUCCUCCCAAUUUUCGUACAAGGUCGCUGUUGUGCCUGUUGUGCUAAAAGUGGAUUUCUUGUUCUGUACUUUUGUAUACUUUUAGUUUUCGGCUGUCACAUUUUGCUAGUGUCUUUUCGAAGCCUGAAUUUUAUAUUAAGGUACUUUGAUAUCGUAUAGAGUUGUCAUUUUUAUUAUGCCUGAGUAAUGAGUAAUCAGGGAAGGGAACUAGUUUCCUUAAGCUGUAUAUGGAAAUGCAAGCUUGAGUGCCUAGUUCACAUAAUGUUUUGAUAAUCUAAUCUUUUGUGCAAA